UGUAGCGUACUCAAUGUCACGCAACGCAUUUGAGGAGUUGCGGAUUCAGCUGCGAACCCUUCGAUGGCUGGGUGUCCUGCGGUUUAGCAUCGACUUUGAGAAGUGCCAAGUGCGGUUAAGUGCCUUCGAGGAGCGCAGUGCGUGCUUGUAUUUGAUCGGUGUUUUCGUGGUCACCUGCAGUUUGCUCAGCUACAGCCUGUACUAUCCUCAUCACUUUGUGAUGGGCAAACACAACAGCACCGGCAAUUGCUAUGCCCUGAUCAAUGUCAGAUGUUGUGCCAUAUUCACACUGCUGGUCUACAUUCAUCUCUAUGUACGACGCUAUCGCUUCGCCAGUCUGUUGCAAUCGAUGUUGCGGUUUAACCAAAUCGCAGGAAGUCGCAGUGGAUCCUUAAGAUUUGCAAUUUCCUAUUACCUGCAUCUGUCUCUAUUUGUGUUUUGCAUGCUGAACUAUGGCCACGGAUACUGGGCGGCAGCCGUUCGAUGGACCACAAUGCCCAUUUACCUGCUGCAGUAUGGCUUUUCCUACCUCAUUCUCGGCCAGGUGGUCGUCCUGUUCGCCGGCAUUCAACAGAUUCUGCUCUCGAUAUUGAAGCACUACAAUGAGCUACUUCUCGAAAAUAUAAAGUCGUGCAAGGAAUGCCAGAGAUUUAAUGAAAUCUUUCGCAAAUACAACCAGGUGAUGUGGCUAAGCUAUGUCGAGAUUAAUUAUAGUUUCGGCUUGCUGCUACUACCAAUAACCGGAUUAAUUCUGCUGUUAACCCCCUCGGGACCAUUCUACCUGGUGUCGACCAUCUUUGAAGGCCGUUUUCGGCAGACUUGGCGGUUUGCCUUUAUGUCGCUAACCGCCUUAUUGUGGAGCGUGCCUUGGGUGGCAUUGCUUGUUCUGGCCAUGGGCACCAACGAUGUUCAGAAGGAGGUGAGUAGCUAUCGAAUGACUUUCAAAGUGAUAAAACAGGAAGAAGGAAACACGCCCAUUAGGGCACAUGGAAAGUCUUUUUAAGCCUUUUAAAAUCGUCAAUACC
This is a messenger RNA of Drosophila elegans, 1025 nucleotides long. Its product is annotated as gustatory and pheromone receptor 39a-like. The transcript has a single exon. The coding region runs from base 14 to 1003 and encodes 329 amino acids. Gene Ontology annotation, biological process: sensory perception of taste. Lineage: Eukaryota; Metazoa; Arthropoda; Insecta; Diptera; Drosophilidae. Gene Ontology annotation, cellular component: membrane. The record is from RefSeq and is a predicted model, not a curated record.